This is a messenger RNA of Phasianus colchicus (ring-necked pheasant), 2442 nucleotides long. Lineage: Eukaryota; Metazoa; Chordata; Aves; Galliformes; Phasianidae. The record is from RefSeq and is a predicted model, not a curated record.
UGCCCAGCUGUUUCCUUCCAGUGCAUGCACAUCGUGCAGUCAGGCGGGCGCACUGAGAGGUGCUGCCUGUGGGGAGGAGGGAGCAUGGCCCCGCAGUGCGCCCUUCUCGUGGUCCUAGCGACUCUGCUGGCAGCGCUGGAGACGGAACAACAUGCCCCCAAAAACAGAGGAUAUUCCUGGUAUACAGGGCCGUGCACCAAGCCGUGGUGGGACCACAACCUCCAGUUUACACCAGACAGAAACAGCUAUGGAGUGAAUGAGGAACUGCAGCUGACCUGCCCUGGACAGCUCAAGCCCUCCUUCACCAGUGUCAAAUGUGUAAUUCAAUUUCAAGAACCAAGUUCUAUAGCACAAUACGUCUGGAUGGGGAGGAACAGCACAGGCGCCUGGAUCCACAUUGCAGGGGCCGUUUGGUGUGUUGAAACGUGCCAAAGGCCCCAGUGGGAUACAAAACUCCAUCUGACUCCAGAUCUGCAGGAGUACAGGAAGAACGACGCAGUGAUGCUGAGCUGCCCCGAGGGUUUACAGCCAUCCUACACCCAUGUCCGAUGUGCAGAGGGAAAUGGGGCUUUGGAUGAUGCUGGAUCUGUAUACAGAGACACGUGGCAGGGGUGGAGCAGCACUGGUGCCUGGCUCCGCAUUGAGGGGACUGUGCAGUGCCUUGGGCCGUGCACCAAGCCACAGUGGGACCACAGACUUCAGUUUACACCAGACAGAAACAGCUAUGGAGUGAAUGAGGAACUGCAGCUGACCUGCUCUGGACAGCUCAAGCCCUUCUUCACCAGCGUCAAAUGUGUAAUUCAAUUUCAAGAACCAAUUUCUAUAGCACAAUACGUCUGGAUGGGGAAGAAGGCCUCUGGUGUCUGGACCCGCAUUGAAAAGAACAUUUCAUGUAAAGAAAAAUGUCAGAAGCCACAGUGGGAUUCCAGGAUUCGUCUUGAUCCAGACCAGGAAUUCUACAACUUCAAUAAAACGGUGAUGCUGACAUGCCCUAAUGGGUAUUGGCCUUCUGCCAUGAGGAUCACUUGUGUGAAGCCAAGCCCACACCAAGGCCUCUCAGCUCCUCAGAACAUCUGGUUUAUGAAGAACAGCACAGGCUUAUGGCCGUUGGCAGUGGGAGAUAUGAGAUGUGUGGAGGUGCUAGAAGUUGUCCCCGGCACACUGGAUGUUUCCAGCACCAGCAUCAAACUGAACUGGACCUGCAGAUUCCCUGAUGCCUGCCAGCACAUGCAGGCCACAUGCCGGCUGACAGGGCCUUCCUCACCUCCCUGUAAGGCUGAGGAGGUCACUGGAGUGGAGCUCCUACACGGCCAGAUGGGAACAUUCACCUGUCCUCCCCUGCAGCCCUUCACUGACUACACUGUCACCAUCUCAGUGCCCCCCAGCACAGUCCUGUUUUCGUGGGUGAUCAGGACAAAAGAAACAGUGCCGCAGAAGCCGGAGCAGCUGCAGCUGGAUGCCAGCACGGGGACCCUCAGGUGGAAGGCGCUGCCCUCCUGCCAAGGGGAGAUCAUUGGGUACCAGCUGAACAUCACGGCCAGGGCCUUGCAGGACGGCGGCUUCCUGCAGAUCGAGCGGCUGAGGCUGAGCAGCCAGACCACGGAGCACCCACUGCCCACAUACGGCCCUGGCACCACAUAUGUGGUGGCCGUGCGGGGCCUCACAGCCGUGGGUCCCGGAGCUGCAUCGUGGUUUCACACCAACGGCACAGAGAUGCCCGACGGCUGCUCCCGCCUCGUGCUCCAUACCUCUCCAUCUCAGGGGACAGCCGUGCUUCCCCUGCACCCCAUCUCCCAGCGCCCUGAGGCAGCGAGUGAGCACCAGCUGCUCGUGGCAGUGACACACAACAGCACGGUGCUGGAAGACGCCUGCUCGGGGGAGCUGCAGCCCUCCAACCACAGCCACCCUGCUGAGCCCUACGUGGCCGCCGUGCUCAACCUCAGCGCACCCACGGACUUCAUGCUGGGUGAUGGGACCCGCGGGCACGGCUUCCACAACGCUCCCCUGCACCCAGGAUGGGAUUACACCGCCCUCCUGCGCCUCGCCCGGCGCUCACCGCAGGCGGAGACCUUCACCUGCGUGUGCUACAGCUUCUCCAUGGGUAAGUGGCUCCUCUGCCCCACCCCUGUGCCCGAGGGUCUUUCUGUAUCCCCCCUUUUCCCAUCCCAUAUCCUUGCAAGGACAGGAACUGCGGAGUCCAGGAGCUCUUGUGGGAGCAGAGGAAACUUCUGUUUCCCACAUCCUGGGAGUAUUUACCUGCUAUAACCAGUUCCUACCUCCAUCUUCUUGGAUGUUCUCUGGAUCCUGAGGCUCUCUGUGGGUGCGCAGGCUUUGGUACCUCUGGCCUUUUGGGCAGGUGUGCACGGCUGGCAGCUGGACCCCCUGCAGCUGCCACACCAUCAUCUCUCCUCACAUCCCAGUCCUUACGCUGCCCCAGUCCAC